Gymnodraco acuticeps is the source of this 18620-nucleotide messenger RNA. RefSeq names its product spectrin repeat containing, nuclear envelope 1a (gene syne1a). The record is from RefSeq and is a predicted model, not a curated record. Gene Ontology annotation, molecular function: protein binding. NCBI's taxonomy places the organism in Eukaryota, Metazoa, Chordata, Actinopteri, Perciformes, Bathydraconidae. Gene Ontology annotation, cellular component: membrane.
GAUAUACUGGAGGGCUUGCAGAGCGCCGAGCCGAUGGCAGAGAAGUUGAAAGGACAACUCAACGACCUGGUGCGGUACUCCAGAGACCUGGGCUCACACUCUGACCGAGUCACUGCACUUAUCAAACAGCACAACAGCCUCAGUCUACGGGCAUCCAGGGAGUGUCAAAAUAAGGAGCGUUUGUUGGAGCAGAGGUUCCGCGCAGCAUUGAGAGACUUCCAACAGUGGCUGGUCAACGCCAAAAUCAGCACCGCCAAAUGCUUUGAUGUUCCACAAAGUGUUGCCGAAGCCUCCACCGCUCUGCUCAGGAUCCAAGAGUUUCUGAGUGACAGGGAGCAUGGCCAGGCCAGGCUGAGUACAGUGGGGGCCAGCGGGGAGCUGCUGAUGGCUGUGGUGUCCAAAGACAGGGUGGAGGGAAUCAAGGCCAAGGUGGCAAACACCAGAGAAGACUGGAUGAGCCUGAUGAAUAACCUGCAGCUGAGGGAGGAUGCACUCAAGAACCUGCAGUCCCAGAUGAUGGAGUUUGAGGCCAGUGCUGAGCCUCUGCAGGACUGGCUGAACAGCACAGAGGUCAGAGUUCAGGAGAGCAGCGCCCGGCUACACGACCUUCCAGCCAAGAAACAGGAGCUCAGCAAACUGCAGUGUGUUCUGGAGGAGAUGGCGGGUCGGGAGGCAGAGCUGGGCGGUCUCAGGGAAAGAGCUCAUCGUCUCUGGGAGGGACAAGCAGCCGGAAAGGGCUUCGUCCACCGUGUAUCCCAGCUGUCAGCACAGUACCUAGCCCUCAGCAACUUAACCAAGGAUAAGGCCUCCAGGAUUGAACGUAUUGUCGGAGAGCACCGCCUCUUCUCUCAGGGCCUCAAAGAGCUCCAGGAUUGGGUGUGUGAAGCCCAGCGGGUCCUCCACACCUGCAACACCACCACCACGGACAAGAGCGUGUUAGAGGACCGGAUGUUACAGCUGGAAGCCUUGCUGGCUGCUCGUCAGGAGAGGGAGAUCCAGCUAAAGAUGCUCCUGACGCGGGGAGAAGCAGUCCAGAGGAACACUUCGGCCGAGGGGGUCCCGGUGAUUCGCAAACAGAUCCAGGACCUCAAAGACUCCUGGGACUCCCUGCUCUCUGCCUCCAUUCAGUGUAAAAGCCAGCUGGAGGGCGCUUUGUCGCAGUGGACCAGCUAUCAGGAGGACGUGGGUCAGUUUGUGCUGUGGAUGGACCGAGUCGAGGAAACACUUAGCUGCUCUGAUAGACAGUACUCUGAGAUGAGAGACAAGACCGCUAACCUGGGAAAGACCAAGCUUCUCUAUGAAGAAGUACUGAGUCACAGCAGUCCUCUGGAGACCAUUGCCACGAAGGGAUCCAAUAUGGCUGAACACUACACUACCAAGCAGGAGGUGCAGCAGCUGCAAUGUAGAUACAAUGCCCUCAAAGAAAAGGCCAAGAAUGCAGUCGGUAAGGCCAAAGGGCUGGUGCUGGUCCAUCAGGAAUAUCAGAGGGGCUUACAUGUGUUUGAGGACUGGCUGGAGCAGGAACAGGCCACUCUGGCCUCGUUGUCCCACCCUGAGGGAAACGUGGAAACACUAGAGAAGACACUGCAAGAGCUACAGCUCCUGCAGGAACACUGCUCAAACGGCCAGUCUUUGCUCUCCUCUGUGCUGAGCAGCAGAGAGAGGGUAAUCCCCUGGGGUAUACCUCAGAUCGAGGACCGAGCGUUGGACACCGCUCAGAGGGAGUGGGGGGCCUACCAGGGUCGCCUGGAGGAGACCCAGAACCAGCUGAGCUCCACGCUGACCAGACUGAGGCAGAUGGGCCAAAGGUUCCUGAGCCUGGCCCAGUGGCUGCAGGAGAUGGAGAAGGUGGCAAACCUCAGAGGUCAUCGGAGGUCAGACAGAGGCACCAAAGAGACUCAGCUGAAGAAACUCAAGGGGAGUCUUGAGGCGGUGCUUUCGCGGCAGGGAGAAGUCGACGGCCUCUCCUCUCUGGCUCAGCAGGUUCUGGAGGAAACCUACAUCAGUAGUCGUGUCAGCGUUACUGCCACCCAGCUCACUGCCCGCUACCAUUCCCUGCUGUUCAACAUACAGGACACCAUCAAGCAGCUUCAGGAGGAGCUGAAGAGCAUUGAAGAGGCUGAAAAUCUCUGCAUAUCCUUCACUGACUGGCUCAGCUCCACGCAGAAAAGCUUCACAGCGUUAACUAACAGUUCUGAAUCUCUGGACCGGGUCGCCAUGGACAAGAAGAUGAAAAAAAUAGAGACUCUCCAGUCUGAACUCCAACAUGGUCACCGUUUCCUGAAAUCACUGAGGGAGCGAGCGGAGAAGGCAGCAGGCUUCCUGGACGAGGCGGGCGCUGAGAGUUUAGGAGGGGAGGUGGAGGCUCGCCUUGCCCAGCUGGAGGAGCUCGCCGGUGGGCUGAGGACGGAGCACAGCUUCCUGCAGCGGUCGCUACUGCUGGCGAAGGAGUUCCAGGACCGCUAUAAGGCUCAGGCCCAGUGGCUGCUGGAGACCAGGGCUAUGCUCAGCUCCCCUGUGGAGCCCAAAGCUGAGCUGUACCAACGGAGAGCACUGCUGGCUAAGUAUAAGGCUCUGUUGCAAACGGUUCAGUCCCGUGACGGAUCCAUCAGGUCGGUGGUGGAGAAAGGAGACGCUCUGCUGUCUUCCGUCCACUACCCCUCCAUCAGAGAGAAAAUGAACAGAAUGCAAAGGGACUACACGGAACACUGUCAUUCUGCCAUGGCGCAUGUGGAGAAUCUAGAGGUCCAGGUGAAGGAACAGGAGGCUUACCACAACGAGCUCCAAGAUGUGGAGCGCUGGCUGCUCCAGAUGUCCAGCCGGAUGGUGACUCCUGAUCCAGCUGUGGGCGGCAGCCUGGAUGCAGCAACGCAACAGCUGUCCAGGCACAAGGCCAUCAUGGAGGAAAUAGCACGCUUUGAGGAUCGCUUGGUGGGCCUGAAGGAGCGAGGAGACCACCUGGUACAAGGCUGCAGCGAUCGUGUGCAGAGCAGGCUGAGACAGCAGGUCCAGGCUCACCAGCAAGGCGCCAAAGACAGCUACUCUGCCAUCUGUAGCACAGCACAGAGAGUGUAUCAAAGCCUGGAUCAUGAGUUACAGAGACAUGUGAGUCUCCAUGACACUCUGCUGCAGUGCCAGGCCUGGUUAACUACAGUCUCAGAGGAACCAGAACCUCCUGCACACCCCCCUCUCAGCCUGGAGAUGGCCCUACAGCAGGUGAAGCAUGAGCGGGCUCUCCAGGAACAGGCCGGCACUUACCUCCAGCUUCUGUGCUCAGCGUGUGACCUGUCUGAGCUGAGGGUCAGAGGGACAGCUGCAGCUAUCCAGCAGGUCAAACUGCAGAUUGAGGAGCGUAUGCUGCUUUGUGAGGAGGUGGCUGACAGCUGGAGGGACAUUGAGGAGCAGAAGGCAGAUCUGGAGGUCCAGCUGAGAGAGACAGAGCAGCAUCUUCAGAACCUCAUCAGGAGACCCGCAGAGCUGGAGCCUAAGAUCGCACAGAACCAGCUGGACAAGGCACAGGAAUUCCUACAGCAGAUUAGGGAGAAACAGUCUGAGGUAACGCAUCUGAGUGAAGUGGUUGGUCGGCUGUCAGACGGACAGGUCUCUCCUGCCUUGGAGGAGAUAAGGAGACUGAGGAGGAGCUGGAUGGAUCUGGGCCAGCAGGCAGAAGAACUGGAGUCCCAGCGCGGGGAGGACAUGCAGCGCAGCGUGGAGUACCAGGAGAUUGUUGUCACUGUGGAGGAACUCUUCCACCAAGUCUCCAGGGAAUGGGACUAUCUCGCCAGGGCUGACACGGAGAGUACAAGUGAGCAUCUAGAGGCUUUGAGGAAACUCUCCAGUGACCUCGAGGAGCAGAGAGCAACUCUAGAAGACCUCAGAGAACAGAGACAAGCCAUCCUGCCUCGACUCAGCCUGCUAGACAAGGAGCUGGUCAAGCAACAGGUUGGUCAUCUGGAGCAGCGCUGGUCCCAGCUUGAAACCCUGAUUCAGCAGAAGAUCCAGGACUCUGCUCAGACACUAGAGGAUCUGUCGCGGGUUGAAACCCAGCUGAGGGAUGCCCGGGAGUGGGUGAAGGAGCAGCGGCCUGCUUUUACCUCUGUGCUGAAAACCAGCCCACCCCCCGACCAGGCCCAGAGUUUCCUGUUUGACCACCUGAGUGUGUGCGUGGAGCUGGAGGCCCGUCAGCAGCUGCUGGGCCAGGCAGUGAGUGAGGCCCAGGCUGUGGCUUCCAGGCUGGGGCUGAGUGAGAAGAGGUUCCUGCAGGAGCUCGUUGAACAAGCCCAGACUGAGGUGGAGGCUCUGGGGGCUCGAGUGGCCCAGAGGAGGAAGUACCUCAGCAAGGCCUUCACAGAGAGGACACAGUUUCUUCAAGGCCUGGGCCGAGCCCUGUCUUGGGUGCAGCAGCAGGAGAGGAGGGCUUUGAUAGAUGACCACAUUGCUCUUCUCCCUGAGGACCUAGCUAAACAGGUCGCUGCCUGUCGGGGCGUCCAGAGUGGUUUACGAGCUUACCAGAGAGAGCUGGCAUCUCUGUGGGUACAAGGGCGGGAGCUAGAGAGAGAUGCCAGUGACAAAGAGAGAUCGGAAACCCUGUCGACACUUGAGAAGCUGCAGGCAGUGUUUGAAACCGCCCUCCAGAGGACAACCCAGCGUGUCACAGGCUUGGAGAAAGCCUUGACCUCCAGGAAGUACUUCCAGGUCGACCUGGAUAAGAUUUGCCACUGGUUGAGACGAGCAGAUGUCGUCACUUUCCCUGAAAUCAAUUUAAGCAACAUUGAAGAAAACUCGGAGUUGCAAACACAACUGUCGAGCUUUCAGAAUGUCCUCGAACAAGCUUCAGAGUACGAAAACCUUCUUCUAAUCGUCCAAAGAAUAGGCCAGGAGAUCCUCCCUACUCUGAACGGGAUCGAUCAUUGCUACCUAGAUGAGAGGCUCAACGCUCUGCCUCAGCAGUACAACGCCAUCCUAGCUCUAGCCAAAGAGAAAAAAGACAGAGUCCAGCAGAUAAUCUUAGAGCGAAAAGAGUUCAGCACUUUCUUCGAUAUCACUGGUAAUGCACUGGAGGAGCUUCAGGAUCAGUUUGACAAUCUGGAGAAGCAGACUAUCAGUAUUAGAGAGGAGGAACUUGUCUUACGUCUCAUUAAUGAAUACAGAAACAUUAAUGAGAGUUUGUUCCAUAUUACCCCUGCUGUGAGAGAGCUUCAUGGUAAAUGUGAGGGGUUUCUCAGCAGGGGUCAGCAAUACAGAGCUGAAGAGACAUUGCACCUGGUCAGUCUCCACAACAAACUAAAACGGAUGAUUGAACAGAAACUUAAACACUUUGAUGAUUGCUUGAAACCACUCGUUGAACACAACAGAGUAUCAAACAAGAUGGAAUCAGAGUUUGAAUCUGUGAAAGAGAAGCUGGAAGGCCUUAAGUCAGACGAAGAACUAGGUACCAUGGAUCAAAUCACAAGCCUUUAUUCGCUGCUUGAAUGUCUGGAUCGUGUGAGAUAUCAGGCCGAAGAAUGUAACCAACAAACUAAAGACCUCGGAGGUCUGACGUUUGAUCCUGUUGCCUUUCAGGAAACUACACUGCAGCUUGAAUCAUUGCAGUCCUUACGGUGUGGAGUAAAGAGUUUUGUGGAUGAAAGUGAAACGAAGGUCAGAAAGAAUGACGGUUUUAAAAAGGAGACAGAGAAAAUGUUGGAUUGGCUGAGGACUAUCAAGGACAAAUUGGAAGAGCCUUUGACUCUAUCAGAAGUUAGAAUUGAGAAAGUACAUGAGGAAGUGUGGAAAAUGAAGAUCGUAGAAGAGCAAGUGAAAAGUAAAUGUAGGAUAAUAGAUGCCUUAGGUAGCAGAGAGAAGCAAAGUUAUAGUAGUAGAAAGAACCCCGUUCCUGCCCACAUAGAAGAGAAACUACAGGAGCUGGAAAAUCUGGGAGCUGAAGUUCAUCAAGGAAUUAAUAAAAAACAGCUGGCUGUGGAUCAAGCUCUCUCCCUCGUCCAGAGGCACGUCUUAUCUCUGCAGUCCAUGCAGAAAUGCCUGGACUCUGCUGCAGAUUUGCUCCAGAAGGCCAGCGUGGGGGUGGAUCUUGAGAACCAGACAGACUGUGUUCGGGACCUGGAGGACCUUUCAGCCCAGGAAAAUAACUUCACAGCUGGUCUAGAGGAGCUGAGGACUUUGGAUCCUCUGCUGGAGGAUAUUAUCGAAGCAGAGGCCAUGGGUGAACUUCGAGAAAAAGUUGAGGGAAUGCAGCUGAGAAACACAGAAUUCAAACAACACCUGGAUGCUUACAGAGAGGUUCUGCAGAGUUGUGAAGCUCUAUGGGCCUCCUUCCAACAUGAGAAGGAAACACUAGUUGAACAGAUGAAUGACGCAGAGAGCAAGCUGGCCAUGUUCACAACAGCCAAAGCUGUUAGUAUCCAGCAGGCGGAGGAAAAGUGCCAGAGAUACAAGUCCCUCGCGGCUCACAUCGACCUGCUAGAGCUGCCUCUGAAUGCUAUGAGAGAGAACGCAUCAGAGUUGGAACAGAUCAUCUCCGAGUCCUGCAAAGCCGUCAUCAGCCACUCUGUAUCGUCACUGUGGCAACGGUGGACCCGGCUCCGCAGUGUGGCCCGAGCUCAGGAGAGGGCACUGGAGGACACGGCGAGGGAGUGGAGGAACUUCACUGACAAGAUGGAGAAGGUGCGCUCUGUGUCCCAAGACCUCCACAGCCGAGUCCCAGACGGCACAGUUGAGAAAGCUGCCACCAGGGCGGCGCUGCAGAGCCUGCUGGAGUACCACGACUCCUUCAGCCUGGAGGUGGAGAGGGAGCAGUCCAUCCUGGCCCUGCUGGGGCAACACACCCGCAGCCUCAGAGGAGAGGAGGAGGCCACGGAGAAAAAGACAGAGAACGGACACGAAGAGACACCCUGCCUGCAAGAGAUCAGAAGCAUGCAGGAGCAAUAUGACAGUCUCGUGUGUCGGGUACGAGGCAGCAGGGCUCAGGUACACCAGGAGUUGAGGGAGAGGGAGGAGGUUGAGAAGGAGCUGGGUUUGGUCAAAGGCUGGAUCCAAGAUACUCGGGGCUUACUGCUGAGUCCCACUGCAGACCUGGACUCACUGCUGCAGGAGCUAGAGACCGCACAUGGUGAGGUCAUCAGCAGGCGACAGAGUGUGGAGCGCAUGACAGAGCUGCAGCAGUCCAAAUACCAGGACCUGCAGGCCGGGCUGCCCUCUGAGCUCAGCAUGCAGCUGGCCGAGGUGGCGCUGGCUCUGGGCUCCGCUGAAGACCAGGUCCAGGCGAGAGAAAGGGAAGUGCAGCAGACCAGAGAUGUGAAAGAAGACUUUAGCUUCAGACUCCAGGACAUCGAGGCGAAGCUGAAGUCCAUCGCUCUGAAGUUGGAAGACAAGGCUGCCGACCUGGAGGAGGCCAAAGAAGAGACCAAAGCUCGUUGUGAAGAGUGUGAAUGCUGCGGGCGCUCUCUGGCAGAGCUAGGAGCAGCGGUGCAGGAGUUUGGGGAGCAGAACCCUCUGCUAUGUAAGCAGCUGGGCGAUGCUGUGGCCAAACUUUCAGAGGUGCAGCGCAACACAGCGCAGCAGGUCCAGGACAGAGCCAACAGACUGAAGAAGGCACAGAGACAGGUGGAGGAAUAUCACGGUAUGAAGGCGUUCAUUUUGGGCUGGACAAAAAAGGCAGAAGAUCUGGUCACCGGCUGUAUCAUCUGGGGCUCUGCGUCUCAGCUGCAGGAGCAAAUUCGAGCUCACCAGGCGUUGCUGCGGGAAUGUCGGGGUCUCCAUGGUGAUUUGGAGGCAAUGGGGGAGAGGGAGAGGCAGCUGGGGGAGGUGUUGCAGACGGAGGGGUGGAUCCAGCAGGUGAAACAGCUCAGCAGGCGCACAGAGGAGCUGCAGCAACAUGCCAAGACCCGCCUCCAGAGUCUGCAGGAUGCUGCAAAGGACAUGUUGCGUUUGGAGGCGGAGGUGAAGAUCCUCCAUGCUGCUGUGGACCAGAUCCAGAUCACACUCGCCUCCCCAGACCUCAACAGGCUCAGCCUCAGAGAGCAGCUCACACAGAGACAGCGUCUGUUGGUGGAAAUGGAGGGCUUCAAGCAGCAGGUGGCGGCAGUGCAGCAGUGUCAGAGCGCCCUCCGGCUGCCAGAGGAGGCAGUGGCCAGCCUGCCCGUCUGCCGCACAGCUCAGACUCUGCAGCAGGAGGCCAGCCAACUGCAGCACACCACCAUCCAGCAGUGCAACAUCCUGCAGGAGGCUGUGGUGCAGUACGAGCAGUACGAACAGGAAGUGAAGAACCUCCAGAGAUUAAUAGAAGAGGCUCACCGCAUCAUUCAGGACCGGCCCGUCUCCACCAGCAACAUUCAGGAACUUCAGGCUCAAAUACACCACCAUGAGGAGCUAGCCCAGAAGAUCCGUGGCUACCAGGAGCAGAUCGCCUCGCUCCACUCCAAGUGUAAGAUGCUGACAGUGAAAGCCAAACACGCAACCAUGCUGCUGACGGUGAACGAGGUGGAGGGCCUGUCGGACGGCGUGGACGAGCUGAGUGAUGAGGAGCUGCCCGGCUCAGUGGCAACCACCAACGGCAACGCCAACAAGCAGCUUCCAGCACACCCCUCUGUCGUCAUGAUGACAGCAGGCCGCUGCCACACACUCCUCUCCCCUGUGACGGAGGAGUCAGGGGAGGAGGGCACCAACAGCGAGGUCUCCUCUCCCCCUGCCUGCCGCUCCCCCUCCCCAGGGGCUAACGCUGAAACCCCUUUUAACCAGGGUCGAGGUGCCUUGAGUCGAGCGCCCCUCCAGGAGCUGUACGACCCGUCAAUGGAGACCAGUGCUGCUAACCUGGACGACCUGCAGAGAUCCUGGGAAACACUCAAGAACGUGAUCAGUGAGAAGCAGAAGAGUCUGUACGAGGCUCUGGAGCGGCAGCAGCAUUAUCAGGAGUCCCUCCAGUCCAUUUCCACUAAGAUGGAGUCCAUCGAGGCGGCGCUCAAUGAAGGCCUGGACCCUACCAAAACCCCAGAGAGCCAGAUGGCUGCACACCAGGCUCUGAUGGAUGAGAUCAUGAUGCUGCAGGAGGAGAUUGGCGAGUUACAGAUGUGCUUCUCUGAGGAGUUGGCAGACAGCGACAGUGACGGGGAGCCAGGAGACCAACUGGCUCUGCAGUCUACCCUCACUGUGCUGGGAGAGAGGAUGGCCACCAUUCGAAUGAAGGCUUCUGGGAAACGGCAGCUGCUGGAGGAGAGACUGAGUGAACAGCUGGAGGAGCAGAGACAGGAACAGGCACUGCAGCGGUACCACAGUGAGGCCGAGGAGCUCGACCAUUGGCUGCUCAGCACUCGUGCCACUAUAAGCUCAGCACUUCAACCGCUGAACGAGGACUUGGACAUGGAGGAGCAGCUCAUCGACUGUCAGAAUAUGCUGUUUGAGAUCGAGCAGAAGGUGUCGUAUCUCUCCGAGCUGUCCAUCCACAGCGAGAGCUUGCUGUUAGAGGGCCGGGCUGAGACCAAGGGAGAGGCGGAGCAACUCGCUUUCAAGCUGCGCUCCCUCAAAGACAGCCUGAUGGAGCUGCAGCAGAUGUUGCAGGACAAACAAAUUGGCAUACAGGGUUCAUUGCAGGAGCAGGAGGAUAGUGAGCCAGACUCAUCUCUGUCUCAGAGUCCCAAUGUUCAGGAAUGGCUAUCCCAGGCUAGAACAACACGCACACAGCAGCAUCACAACAACCUUCUUCGACAGAGGGAGCUGCAGCAGCAAGUAGCUGAUCAGAAGAGGCUGCUGCAGUCUGUAGCCAGCGCUGGAGAGGAGUUACUCAGCCAACAGACCACACCCAAUGGGGACAGUGAGAUGUCCAUCCCAGGAGGAGUGUUGUUGGAGUCUGAGACUUUGUCUCCGCUGGAGCAGAUGAGGCAGCGCUGGGAAAACCUGAAUAAAGACCAGAGCACGAAGCUGCAGCUCUCCCUCAACUCCCUGGAACAGGACCAGCUUAGCCCGGUGCUCCACCGGUCCCGUCUGUCCAGCCCCAACGUUGUGUUCAGAGGUGUUUGUGCCAGCCAGGACUCUCGCUCUCCCAGAGCUUUGUUCGAGGCCUGCAGUCAGACUCUGGAAAUAAUCGCCCUUGAGACGGCAGAUGGUGACAGGAAACGUAAAUCUUCUUCUGGAGAAACAAAAAUCCAGCAGGAUCUGUAUGCUGCAGUUUCAGCAGCCUCCUCCUGGUUAGAUGCUGCGGAGAAUCAGCUGCUCUCUGGUCCUGUGCUGCUGUCUGAAGAUACAUCGACACAACUCACAAACCUAGAGGGUCUGAAUAAACAGCUAAAGGAGAUGACCGGGGAAGUGAACCAGUGCAGAGAACUUCUGGGCGGAGGAGCAGGUCGGCUCUGUGGAGGAGAGGAGCAAGAACUGAUGGAGGACACACUGGAAGGCCUGCAGGAGAGGAUGGGGCUACUGGAUGCCACUCUGGACCAGCACUGUGACUCCAUGAGGGACAGGCUGCAGGAACACUCAACCUAUCAGAAUGAACUGAGGAUGCUGUUCACAGCUCUGAGUGAGAGUAAACACCAGCUGCUUCAGAAGAUGGCUAGAACUGUGGACAGACCUGCAUCCAAACAGAUAGAGACAUUAUCAGAGGUGGAUGAUAGUCUGAGGGAGUUUGAGCAGAGAGUGACGGAGAUGAAGACAAGGGCAGAGGGACUACAAUCUGACCAAAUCGCUCACCAAGAACUUCUCAAACUACAGGAUGCCUAUGAGGAGCUGGUGCUGAUGGUGGGCUCCAGACGUAGCAGCCUGAACCACGGCUUGUCUCUCAAGGCUCAGUAUGAAGCUGCACUCCAUGACCUCACAGACCUGGUGGACACCGCCCAGGACAAGAUGGCUGCCGACCAGAAGAUGACAGUGGCUUCUGUUAUCGAAGUCCAGAUUUUGCUGGACAAACACAAAGACUUUUUCCAGGGUCUGGAAUGCCAUAUGAUCCUCACCCAGACGUUCUACGGUAAAGUGUCCGGUCUCGUGGCUCAACGGGAAAGCCAGGCCAUGGAGGAGAUAAUGGCCUCAGCCCACAGUGUGCUCAAACAGGCCCACAGGAGGGGAGUGGAGCUGGAGGGCAUACUAGAGUCAUGGAGCAGGCUUGUGGAAGACUACCAGGCUCUGUGUAGACAGCUGGAGGCGGUGGAGUGUAGCAUACCCACUGUAGGUCUAGUGGAGGAGACGGAGGAAAGACUUGUUGAAAGGAUCGCUCUCUUCCAGCGCCUAAAGGCCAGCCUGACGGAGCAUCAGCCCCAGCUGUACCAGUUCCUGGAGGAGGGCAGACAGCUCCUCCUCUCUGUUGGCUGCUCAGACCUGGAGAACCAGCUGACCCAGCUUGGAGACCACUGGCUCUCCUCGACAACCAAGGUCAACAAGGAGCUGCACCGCCUCGAUUCCACGCUGAAACACUGGAGCAGGUACCAGAGUGAGUCGGCACAGUUGAGCCACUGGUUGCGGUCUGCUCUGGACCAGCUGGAGUUCUGGACGACUCAGUCAGUCACCGUGCCUCAGGAGCUGGAGACCGUCAGAGACCACCUCUACGCCUUCCUGGAGUUUUCCAAAGAGGUGGAUGCCAAGUCGUCCUUGCGCUCCUCUGUGCUGAGUACAGGCAACCAGCUCCUGCGAUUGAAGAGAGUCGACACAGCUAGUCUCAGGACGAUGCUCGGCCAAAUCGACACUCAGUGGGCUGAGCUGCUGACUCGUAUCCCAGUAGUACAAGAGAAGCUACACCAGUUGCAAAUGGAGAAGCUGGCAUCCCGACAUGCCAUCACAGAGCUGAUGAGCUGGAUCUCUCUCAUGGAGAACAUCAUACAGGAGGACAAGGACAGAAUAAUGGCAGCUGUAGGCUCAGAAGUGGUCCAGGACUUUUUGCAGAAGUAUAAGGGUUUCCGCAUAGAUCUGACCUGUAAGCAGUUGACCGUGGACUUUGUAAACCAGUCGGUGCUGCAGAUCAGCAGCCAGGAUGUGGAGGGGAAGCGCAGCGACAAAACAGACUUCGCUGAGAAGCUGGGAGCUAUGAACAGACGGUGGCAAAUUCUACAAGGGCUCAUCGCUGAAAAGAUUCAGCUUUUAGAAGGAGUUUUGGAAGGUUGGUUGGAGCAUGAAAAUGGAGUUCAGGCCUUGAAAACCUGGCUCACUGUACAGGAGGAGAAACUGAAGAAGAGACACAGGAUAGAGGAUGUAGCAUCGGUGCAGACUGCACUUAAAGACUGUCAGGAGUUGGAGGAAUUGGUGAAGGAAAAAGAGAAGGAUCUAGAGAAAGCAGAAGAAAGAGGAAAUGCUCUUAUACAGGAUAAGAAAGAAGCAGCAUGCUCUGUUGUCAAAGAGACCCUCAAAGGUCUGAACCAAUCCUGGGCUCAUUUGGACCACAAGAUAAGUGAGAUGAAGGUGAGCCUGCGGUCGUUACUGGAGCAGUGGACGCUAUACCGCCGAGCUUCGGAGGAGAUAAAUGGUUACCUGAUGGAGGGGAGGUACUCUGUGUCCAGGCUGCGCCUCCUUAACGGGUCUCUGGAGGCGGUGCAGCAGCAGAUGGAGGGUCUGGAGAACAUGCAGGAGGAGAUGGAUAAACAGGAGAGCAGCCUGAGGAAAUUUGGCUCGGUAACACACCAGCUACUCACACAGUGCCACCCCUCUGUGGCUGAAACACUCAACACAGCGCUCCGAGACUUCAACAUUAGGUGGAACAGUCUCCUGGAGCAGAUCUCAGAGCAGCUGAGGAGCAGUAAGGCUCUGCUGGGGUUGUGGCAGCGCUACAGGUCAUCAUGUGGCCAGUGUGUGACGUCAGUGCAGAAACAGGAAGCACGUGCCGACCGUCUGCUGAAGAGCGCCACCGACAGUGAGAUCACAGAGGAGGAGAGCAGUGCCUGGAUAAUGGACUGCGAUGCGUGCAUCGCGGACCAAGCCUCCGUGCAUCAGUCCCUCCGGCAGCUGCAGGCUUUAGGGGAGCAGCUGAAGAUCCAAGUUGACGCCUCGUCCUCAGCAGCCUUACAGUCCGACCAUCUGUCACUCACACAUCGCCUAGCAACACUUGAGCACGCCCUUAACAGGCAGCAGGAAGUACUGCAGUGUGGAUCUCAGGCCUGUGAGGGUUUCAGAGAGCAGAUGGACGCACUGAUCCGUAAGGCUGAGGAGGCCGAUGAGGUGCUGAAGGAGUCGGACCCGGUCGGCUCCCCAGAGCUCACUGUGGUGCAGACGCGUAUGGAACAACUGAAGGUUCCCUUACUGAAGCUGAGCAGUUUGUCUCCGGACCUGGAGCGUGUGAAUGAGUUGAUGUACAGACUGCCGGUCAGCGACAGAGACGUUAAACGGCUGCAAAGUCUCAACAGAGCCUGGGCCACUCACUCUGCUCACCUCACCGAGAGAUUCAGUAAACUGCAGGCAGUGUUGCUGCAGCAGCAGAGUUUCCUGCAGAAGUGUGAGGCGUGGAUGGACUUCCUGUCUCAGACUGAACAGAAGCUGGCUGCUGAGAUCUCAGGAAACUACCAGAGUCUGCUGGAGCAGCAGAGAGACCAUGAGUUGUUCCAGGCAGAGAUGUUCAGCAGACAACAGAUUCUCUACUCCAUCAUCAGUGAUGGUCAUCAGAUGUUGGACCAGGGACAAAUGGAUGACAGGGAUGACUUCAGUGUGAAGCUGGCCCUGCUGAGCCACCAGUGGCAGGGUGUGGUGAGGCGGGCCCAGCAGAGAAGAGGCAUCAUUGACAGUCUGGUCCGACAGUGGCAGAACUACCGGGAGAUGUCAGAGAAGCUGCUGCAAUGGCUUCAAGAAGUGACUCGUGAUCCAGAUGUGCAUCAGCCAGGAGAACCCGUCGCCCUGCAGCAGGCCAGAGACCUGUUGGAUCAGAUUCAGCUGAGGGAGCGCGUGCUGCAGCGGCAGCAGGGGUGCUACAUCCUGGCGGUGGAGGCCGGCCGCAGCCUGCUGCUGUCGGCUGACUCCCGGGCCGAGUCCACCCUGCAGACUGAGCUGAUGGACAUUCAGGAGAGGUGGAGGCACGCUCACCACCGCCUGGACCAGCAGAGGAGGGAGCUGCACGGCAUGCUCAAGAACUGGGAGAGAUGUGAGAAGGGCAUAAAUGCAUCACUCGAGAAACUGAGGGCCUUCAAGAAGAAGCUGUCUGUGCCACUGCCCGACCUCCACGAGGAGCUGCACUCAGAGCAGAUCAGAUGCAAGGAGUUGGAGAGCAGUGUUGAUGGCUGGACUGAUGACCUCACUUCCUUGUUCCUGCUGAGGGACUCCCUGGAGGGUUUGGUUAGUGCAGAUGACAUCACAGUCCUACAGGAACGCCUCCUGCUGCUCCAGCGUCAGUGGGGGGAGGUCAGCCACCAGCUGACCCUACGCAGGCAGCAGGUGAGCGAGAAGUUGAACGAGUGGGCCGUGUUCAAUGAGAAGAACAAGGAGCUAUGUGAAUGGCUCACACAGAUGGAGAGCAAAGUCUCUCAGAAUGGAGACAUCAGCAUUGAGGAGAUGAUCGAAAAGCUGCGAAAGGACUACCAGGAGGAGAUCAGUGUGUCUCAGGAGAACAAGCAGCAGCUGCAGGUUAUGGGCGAGCGCCUGUCCAGGGCCAGCCAAGACAGUAAGGCGGCCGAGAUCCAACACAAACUGAGCAAAGUCAGCGAGCGCUGGCAGCACCUGCUGGACCUCAUCGCUGCCAGGGUGAAGAAGUUGAGGGAGACCCUGGUGGCGGUGCAGCAGUUAGAUAAAAACAUGAGCAGCCUGCGUUCAUGGCUCUCUCACAUCGAGACGGAGCUGUCCAGGCCCAUCGUCUACGACACCUGCGACGACCAGGAGAUUCAGAGGAAACUCAAACAGCAGCAGACGCUGCAGAGGGACAUAGAGAAACACAGCACCGGUGUGGCAUCAGUAUUGAACCUUUGUGAAGUCCUGCUCCACGACUGUGACGCCUGCUCCACGGAAACGGAGUGUGACUCCAUCCAGCAGGCCACCAGAGGGCUGGACCGACGCUGGAGGAACAUCUGUGCCAUGUCCAUGGAGAGGAGGCUCAAGAUUGAGGAGACGUGGCGGUUGUGGCAGAGGUUUCUGGAUGACUACUCCAGGUUCGAGGAUUGGCUGAAGACUUCGGAAAGAACAGCAGCUCUGCCUAACUCCUCUGGAGUUCUGUAUACUGUCGCUAAAGAAGAGCUGAAAAAGUUUGAGGCCUUCCAGCGCCAGGUGCAGGAGUGCCUGACCCAGCUGGAGCUCAUCAACAAACAGUACCGUCGUCUGGCCCGGGAGAACCGCACCGACUCCUCCCUGAGACUCAGGGAAAUGGUGCAUGACGGGAACAGAAGAUGGGAUAACCUGCAGAAGAGGGUGGCCGCCAUCCUACGCAGACUCAAGCACUUCAUUGGGCAGAGGGAGGAGUUUGAAACGGCGCGAGACAGCAUCCUCGUGUGGCUGACAGAGAUGGACCUGCAGCUCACCAACAUAGAGCAUUUCUCCGAGUGUGACGUACAGGCCAAGAUCAAACAGCUCAAGGCGUUCCAGCAGGAGAUCUAUCUGAACACGGGGAAGAUCGAGCUGGUGUUCAGGCAGGGUGAAGCUCUGAUUGAGAAGAGUGAACCUCUGGACGCAGCCGUCAUCGAGGAAGAGCUGGAGGAGCUGCAGAGAUACUGCCAGGAGGUGUUCGGACGAGUAGACAGAUACUACAAGAAACUCACCCGCCUGCCUCUGGCCGAUGAUGAGCUGGAUGGCUCAGACAGAGAGCUGGACAUGGAGGAGGGGGGCGAGCUCUCUGACCUGCAGUGGGCCGACCCCUCUCUGCCUCGGACGUCCAGCCGCCAAGCCUCUGGUACGACCGCCCUCAUACGGGCAGACCGCUCGGGACGAGACACCCCCGCAAGCGUGGACUCCAUCCCACUGGAGUGGGACCACGACUACGACCUGAGCCGAGGACUGGACAGCCCGGGAGGACGAGGCCUGGUGGAGAGCAGCCGAGGGCCGGAGGAGGAGGAGGAGUACCUGAGGACGGCUGCCGCAGUGCUGUCAGAUGUAGUUAUUCCAGAGAGCCCAGAGGCCUAUAUAAAACUGACUGAGAACACAUUGAAAUCGUCCUCUGGUGAUCCGGGUCAGCUGGAGGCCAGCCUCAGGCAGCUGGACCAGGCUCUGGACGCCGGGCGGUUCCACCUCCAGCAGAGAAAGGCCACCGCCAGCAGCUCCAGCCCCGACAGGGACUCCACCUACAUGGGCUACAUGCGUCUGAUGGGAGAGUGUCGCGGCAGUAUAGACGCAGUGAAGAGAGCAGAGGGAGAGCUGACUGAAGACGAGGACGACAUGCCGGGACUCAUCAACCCCACCAGCACCGACACUCAGAGUGCAGGUGUGAUCGAGCGCUGGGAACUGAUCCAGGCUCAGUCUCUGAGAGAGAAGCACAGGCACAAGCAGAACCUGCAGCAGUGGCAGCAGCUGAUCUCAGAUCUGCAGAGCAUGAGGGCCUGGCUGGGUCAGUCUGAGGCCGAACUCAACCAGCUGCGAGGACUCCAGCUCAGCACCGACAUACUCACCAUCCAGCAGAGAAUCAAGAAACUCAAGGAGCUUCUGAAGGGAGUGGACGCCCACAAGUCAGAGGUGCUGUCCAUCAACCUGAGCAGUGCAGACUUCCUCCAGUCAGAGCCCGACUCUGAGGAGGCGUGGGAGUUGAGGGACGGGCUGAAGGAGAUGAACGCCCGCUGGGACCGUCUGGGCUCCUCCCUGGAGGACUGGAGGGGGGAGCUGCAGAGGGCGCUGAUGCAGUGCCAGGAGUUCCAUGAGACGAGCCACGGCCUGCUGCUGUGGCUGGAGAACAUCGACCGCAGGAGGAACCAGGUGGUGCCCAUCCCCCCAAACCUGGACCGUGAAGAGUUACGAGCCCACCACAAAACACUUACGCAAAUCAAGCGUGAGCUGCUGGACUCGCAGCAGAAGGCCUCGUCUCUGCAGGAGCUGUCCUCUCAGCUGCUGGUGGACACUAAAGCCUCGGAGCGGAUCCAGAGUCAGGGCAGCGAGUGUCUGGAGGCGCAGGAGAAGGUGCACGUGAUCCUGAACCGACUGAGGCUGCUGCUGAGGGAGGUCAGCGGCGACCUGCAGGGGCUGGAGAGGAGGCUGCAGACCCCCGCCACGCGGCAGGAUUGCCUCUCUUUGCCUGUUGGUCCAUCAGAGAUGUGCGGAUCAGCUGCUGAGUCAGAGGUGACCGUGCACAGUCACAAACGCUUGCCCCGAGGCAAAAGUAGUCAGGCCCACCCCGGACCCCCUGAGAGCGGCCCGCGCCACAGCCGAAGCAAAUCCCCCGGCGCCGCUGGCUGCGUUUCCUCCCGUUCUGACCUCCAGGAUGGCGUCUCCUCCUCCUCUUCCUCCUCCUCCUCUAAAGGCCAGUCCUUCCUGCUGCGGGUCCUCAGGGCUGCGCUUCCCGUCCAGCUGCUCCUCCUCUUCAUCAUCGGCCUGGCCUGCCUGGUGCCCAUGACGCAGGAGGACUACAGCUGUCACCAUGCCAACAACUUCGCCCGCUCUUUCCAUCCAAUGCUGCGCUACACCAACGGACCUCCGCCCAUAUGAGAAGCAGCCAAUCAUCUACCUGCUGCUUUGCCAAGGACUCCUGAAUGUCUCCUCUUCACCCCGUGCCCUAAAGCAACAAACUCUUCUUUGCAUCAUGAAGUGACUCAGAGGUGAUAUGAAGACUUCCCUAUCUAACAAGGCACACUCACCUCAACCCUUUAAACCCCCUGCAGAAUACAUGGAGCUUCAUCUGGAGACCCCAUCUCCAAAUAACACUUUUAACUUAAAUGUGUACAUUAUUUUAUAAAGUUUUCUGAACAAACCUGAGAGAUCAAUGAAAACAAAGCACUAUUUAUAUACUGUAUGUAUGUUGGGAGCCAAAGUCCACCGUGCUUUUUGUCCAUGAUAUCCAGAGCUGCUACUAUUUAUUUAGUGUUCAAUCAAUUAUUAGAUUGUAUGUUUUGAUGAAGCACCACCCUGAGAGUGGGGUAUUGUACCUUUUCAAUUGUACAGUGGACCUGCAGCUUGAGUAGCAAUCACUCACAGCCUCGGAAGUUUGUUUCACAAGACACAUUUGAAGACAAUGCAACAACGGAAACAGGAGUGCUUUCUGAAGGAUGAUCCGAAGUUUCUGCUUGAAUUUGGAAAAGAAGUCGACGUAAAUGACGUUAAAGCAAAACAUCUGAACCUCGAGCACUGAUGUGAGCACUGUCGAAGGUACUGCACUGAAGCCGUCCAGCCAAGAUGGCCGACUUCUUUCUCCAAAAGCCAACGCUUAAAUUCCUGUUUUUAAUUUCAAUAUUUAAUCAAGGAGGGCAAAUAUUUUAAACGAGUUAUGAGCUCUCAACUGAUUUGUAUAUUUUUGUUAAAAUGCCUUCAUAAAGGCAGUUAUUUUGUAUCUUUCUGCUUGAGCAUGCACUUCAAAGUCCCUGCUUUUAAGAAAGCCAAACAAUCACUGGUAGUUUUAGUAGACGGCUGCGACAGGAAACUGAGCUUUGUAAUAACUGCGAUAAUUGUUCUGCGGUGAUGACGAGACAUUGCAUCACUGCGUUGGUAAAACAGAAUCUGUAAAAACUGAUCAAAUAUUAAAAUGGUUAUUUAUGUAUGUACAGUUUGCUAAUGCUGACUUCAUGAAGAAUACUCUUUGCAAAUAAUAAAACAUAAAAUAUUUA